AUGAGGAAAGGAAAUACGGAACAGAAGCGGAAUGAUUUAUGGAAAGCGAUGCUGAAACUAAUGUCACUGACUAGUGAUCCGGAAAAUGAUGAAAUUGAUGGCGCUGUCCAAGAAUUAUUCGUUGAUGAUCCUCCUUUCUGGUUAAACAAUCACAUAGUAUUCGGAUCAUUAGUAGCUGCAUUUGACAAAGACAUAGAGAUCAAAGUAAUGAAAUUAAAAUCACUUCAAAAAAGAGUCGAACACCAAAUCAAGGUAAAAAACGCAGAUGAAAUACGAAAACAAAAUGUAUUAAGCGAAAUACAGAAAAUAGAAAGCGAUCUUGCAACUGAAAGCACAGAUCAAAGCGCAGAUACUUUUAGCACAAAUGUUGAUUCACAAAUUCAAGAAUAUGAUCGUUUAUGCAGAGAAAAACGCCAAGAUCUUCAAGCAUUAGAAGAAGAAUGUGAUCAACUUGAAAAAUACUACGAUGAAGUUGAACAAGAAUUAACGAAGCAAAAAAACGUCCGAGAUAUAUACCAACAGCAUCUUCUUGAUUGCUCAAAGAUAAUUCGCGAUUUCCGAAAGCAAAAUGAGAAAAUCCGCCUAUUUUUACAGACAAUUAUUAGUCAUAGAAACGCAUUGCAUCAAACACAAAAAGAUUUAAUAAUUACAGGUGACAAACUCAUUAAAGCGCGUGCUGACAAUGAGAAAACCAUUAAAAAACUCGAAGAUAAAUACGGAGAACAUCAACAAUUAGUUCAAAAAUUAGAAGAAACAGAAAUCAAAAUAAAACAAGCAGAACAACAGCAAGAAAUGACAUUAACUAAAAUGAUUGAAGCUGUUAAGACAUCAGAACAAGCCAAAGCGGAAGUAUCAAAGCAAAGUGCUGUUAAUCUGAAACUUUCAAAUGAAAUCCAAAGAAUUCGAAAUUUGACAAGAGAAAAAUCACAACAAUUGUCAAGAAAUUUGGAUGAACAUUGCAAAGGAAUAGAAAGAGGUUACGCAAACGCAUUGAGUGAAAUAACUACUAAAAUAAAAGAAAUAGAGACAGAGAAUAAAGAAACCGUACAAGACAGAGCAGUUGUUCAGAGAAGACUCGAUUUAGCUACUCAAGAAAAUCAAAAAUUAGUUGACAAAAAAGGUGACAAUGGUUUUCAGGAAUUUUUGAAUGAAAUGAGGAGAUUGAAAGAUGAUAGUGAAGAAGUUAUAUUAAAGAUAGACGAGAUGAAGGUUAAUUCGAACAAAUUCGCAGAUGGAAUUAGUUCUGUUAAAACGAAAAUUGUUCAAAUUUCUCGAGAUUGCAGAGAUGAAUUACAACUUUUAGAAGAAAGAGGCAAAAAUUUGGAAGAAGAAGUGAAAGUAGCAAUCGAACAACGUGAUGAAGUUAUCACUACUAAUGAGAGGAUUUCAGCAGAAAACAGAGAACUUAGGAAACAAAUCGUUCAAGCACAUUCUCAAUCAAAAAUUGAUAUGGAAAAUGCAAUGAAUGAUAAAGAAGAAGAAAUUGAUGAAAUGAAGAAACAAAUAGAAAGGGCUGUAGCUGAAUCCUCAAGAGCUGUUGAGAAUAUAACAGCAGCUGCUGCAGGAUACAAGCAACAUGCAGAUAAAUGGAGAUGCCAGAUGGAUAUAAUUAACGCAGAAGCUGCAGAAGUUAAAUCAAAUACUUUGCAAAGAAAACAAAGUAAAAGUGAUGAAUAUAAAUCAUUGAGAACUCGUGCAGAAGAUUUAUCCAAACAAUCAGAGGAAAUGAAGUUCCAAAUAGCUGAAACAGAUAGAGAAAUUGCUCUUCUAAAAUCAGAAAUAGCUGAAAGAGAUUCUGGAAUUAGAAAGGCAAAAAGAAGAAUAAGAGGAAUCGAACAAGUAAGAAUGGACUUCACUUCUCAGAUUCAGGAACUUAAAAGAAUGCAAAAGGGCCUCGACCAAAAGAUUCAAAAGUAUGGUUCCGAACUUUACCUCAUCCAAGCAGAAAAUCAAUAA
Trichomonas vaginalis G3 is the source of this 1956-nucleotide messenger RNA. RefSeq lists its product as uncharacterized. NCBI's taxonomy places the organism in Eukaryota, Parabasalia, Trichomonadida, Trichomonadidae. Bases 1 to 1956 code for a protein of 651 amino acids. The record is from RefSeq and is a predicted model, not a curated record. The transcript has a single exon.